Messenger RNA from Prunus dulcis (almond), 1156 nucleotides. RefSeq lists its product as uncharacterized. NCBI's taxonomy places the organism in Eukaryota, Viridiplantae, Streptophyta, Magnoliopsida, Rosales, Rosaceae. The coding region runs from base 115 to 789 and encodes 224 amino acids. The transcript has a single exon. The record is from RefSeq and is a predicted model, not a curated record.
CCAAACGCCCUUAGGGGCCCUUAGGGGAAAAAACAAUCUCUCUCUCUCUCUCUCUCUCUCUCUCUCUCUUCUCUCUUCCUAGAUCUGUUGCUUUCUCUAUCUAAACACACUCCAAUGGCUACCCCAUCGUCUUCAUCAUCGAGAGCGAGAACCAGGUCAAGCGGACCAGUUCUUCGCUCGCUCUCACCUUCCGGAAGGUUUUACACAGCCUCGAAUGCCUCCAUCUCAUCUUCCGCUUCGGGCUUUGCUUCGUCCACAAGCUCUAGCUUUUCAUCUCCGGCCUCCGCCUUCUUCAGCCACCACAAGGACCACUACUACUACAAUCAGCAGAUCAACCACCACCAUCACCACCGAUCCGCUUCCCCGACUCGUGUCAACCUGUACACCUCCUCCGCCCCUUCUCCAUCCGUCCGCUUCUCCAUCGACCACCGUUCGAUCUCUCCGAACCACUCGAAUCGAUCCAUCACCGUUUCGAAGAAAAAUGGCCCGAUCUCGAUGCCUAAGAAGACCUGUAUGUGCUCGCCGACGUCGCAUCCGGGGUCGUUUCGCUGCAGCCUUCACAAGAACAUCGGUGGAGGUCACAACGCAGCUCCAUAUCCGACGAACAGGCUGAACAUGCGCAGAUCUGCUAUGACGAACUCGCUGGUUCGUAUCGGUGGAGUCGAAGGUGAGUGGGUGAAGCGAGCCUUAACCGCUUUGAUCCGCCCUUGCGCCCACCAGCAGAGGCGAAGAGCCGGCUUCCAGCCGAGGCCGAGCCGGCUCUCGGCCAUGUCCACCGCCGACAAGUGACUGAGUUACUAUUGGCGAUGAUCUCUCUGAUUUUGUUUUACAGAGUAACAGAAAGAUACAGGUCAGGUUGGUUAAUUUCCGGUAAUUACUUCAUUGUUUACGAUCUUUGAACCCGGUGAGUCAACUCGGAGCCACACAGCCCCGCCGCUAUCGAUCCGAGCUGAUCCGACGGUUUUAGCUGAGGUCAACUCAACUCGGGCGAGUCACGAAGCGGAGGCGCCGAGUCGAGCCGGCGAGUUUGCGCUCUGGGAUACGGAGCGUCACGCCGAAACACUGUGAAAGAGAAACUCCAUAUUGUACAGUUGAAUGAUAUGAUUUUCUAUGGAAAAUUGGAAGGACAGUUGUCGGACAUUUAAUCUUUUCCCUA